UACGUUAACGUUGAGGCUAACACCACCGCUGCUAGCCUAUUAGCUAGCACGUAGCACUUUCGUUGAGGCCUGCGUUGCUAGCAUCAGUGUUUGGAUAUCCAUUAUCGGACAUCUGCCAUCCGCCCCUUUCCCGCGGAAUCGCACCGUACCCCACACCACAGUAUUUCAAUAAAAUCCCACUCCGUUCACUGAAUUUUUAUCGGUCGCAAUUUUAGUUUCAUUACCGAGAUCAGACUAGCACAUCCGGUGAAAUAAAUGCGUUUACGGCGGGCAGGUUAGUGUUUCCCGGCUUAAAUUUACGUGAUCACCGCUCGGUACAUACACCGUUAAUAUCCUUAUUUGAACAGACAGCGAAUCCACAAAUGCCAUCAUGUCAGCAAACAGGCUCUCGAAAAAAGACAAACGUCUCCAGUACACAGCUAUGGCGAAACCCAACAAUAACAACAACAAAAACUUGCUUCUUCCAGGCGCAAGAUACCUGCCCGAUAAUGGAAUUAUAGAUCAAGCGGUAUACGCAUUGCAUCGGCAUCCGCCUGUUUUAGGGAUGUACAUUACUGUGUAUCUAGCUUCACGAAUGUCACACACAAUGUAUGGUGUAAUGUAUUAAUGUGUGGGAUAUACAUGAACUCAGUAAAAGUCGACCAACAACUCCCUGAAAUCUUAAUAAUGCUAGCCGGACAGUAGGUAUGGACCACAGCGUUGGCUGCUAGCUCUCCCUGUGCUCUUCUAACGUGAAGUUAGCAACUUAGCUAGUGGGCCAGCUCAGUGAAUAUAUGGACCAAUGCAGUGGCUUUGAAUUUAACAUGGAUGACUGUGAGAAGUUUGAAAUUUCAGAGAACAGCGUGAACAAGGGAACAGAGCAGAUCAGGCCUGAAUGCUUUGAGCUGCUGAAAGUUUUGGGAAAAGGUGGCUAUGGAAAGGUGUUUCAAGUUCGGAAGGUAUCAGGUGCCACCUCUGGGAAGAUAUUUGCUAUGAAAGUUUUGAAGAAGGCCAUGAUUGUGCGUAAUGCGAAGGACACGGCGCACACCAAAGCUGAGAGGAACAUCCUGGAGGAGGUGAAACACCCUUUCAUUGUGGACCUCAUCUAUGCCUUCCAAACAGGUGGAAAGUUGUACCUUAUCCUGGAGUAUCUGAGCGGUGGGGAGCUGUUUAUGCAAUUGGAGAGAGAGGGCAUCUUCAUGGAGGACACAGCAUGUUUCUACCUGGCUGAGAUCUCAAUGGCACUGGGUCACCUGCACCAGAAAGGCAUCAUCUAUAGAGACCUGAAGCCUGAGAACAUCAUGCUCAACAACAACGGACACGUGAAGUUGACAGACUUUGGUCUAUGCAAAGAGUCCAUCCAUGACGGAACAGUCACCCACACCUUCUGUGGCACUAUUGACUACAUGGCUCCAGAGAUCUUAAUGAGGAGUGGACACAACCGAGCAGUGGACUGGUGGAGUCUGGGAGCCCUCAUGUAUGACAUGCUAACAGGAGCACCUCCAUUCACUGGUGAAAACCGAAAGAAGACAAUUGACAAAAUCCUGAAAUGCAAGCUCAGUCUUCCACCUUACCUCACACAAGAAGCCAGGGACCUCCUGAAAAAGCUGCUGAAACGAAAUGCCUCAUUGCGUCUCGGUGCUGGACCAGGAGAUGCCGCUGAGGUCCAGGCCCAUCCAUUCUUCCGGCAUAUAAAUUGGGAUGACCUUCUUGCUCACAAAGUAGAGCCUCCAUUUAAACCUUUCCUGCAAUCGGCUGAUGAUGCCAGCCAGUUCGACUCCAAGUUCACCAGCCAGACUCCAGUGGACAGCCCCGACGACUCCACGCUCAGCGAAAGUGCCAAUCAAGUCUUCCUGGGUUUCACAUACGUAGCCCCGUCUGUGCUUGAGAACAUUAAAGAGAAGUUCUCUUUCGAGCCAAAGGUGCGUUCACCGCGGAAGUUCCCCGGAAGCCCAAGAACACCUGUGAGUCCAGUGAAGUUUGUAGGAGGGGACUUCUGGCCCCGGGGACCCACGCUGACGGGCUGCCCAUCCCCGCUGGCCCCUGGCAGCUCUGUGGAGCAACCCAUGGAGGUGUUGACAGCGGAGCAAAUGGACACGAGCAGCAGUGGCACCUCUGAGGCCUCUGCACCACUUCCCAUCAGGCACCCUUCAGGCAUCAAUGCAGGGUCCUACAAAAAGCAAGUCUACCCCAUGAACUCCAAGCGGCCCGAACAUCUACGAAUGAACUUAUGACACUCAGCUCGCCUAUGAAUAUUAGGACUCUUCUAAUUCCUCUUCCCCUUUCCUUUUAUUGUUUUCUUUUAAAAGAGACUUGUAGUUUUUUUGGGUUUUUUUUAAUACUGACUGACACUCAGUGCUGAUCACCAGCUUUUCCAGCAGCGCCUUCCCUCCUCCUGGCCUCCUAAAUCCUCCUGACUCAGCCUGGCCUCCUCAGCCUGAUGCAGAUAAUCAGCAGUUUAAGUCCAGCAGGUAUGUGGUCAGUGGUGGUGUGAGAGAGGUGCUCUUCAGUGAAGCGUUGACGUAAUGCCAGCCGAUGACUGGGCUGAGGUGGUUUCGGUGUACUCAACUGGCAUUAUCGUACGACUUAUUGGUGCUUUUUUUUAUGGAGAAUGUUACUUUUAGUGUUUACGACAAGUUGCCUCCAUCACAGUGAGAGAAUCUGGUUAUAAGAAGCAGUUAAUCCUCCCUAAACAUACCAGGCCUUUUGUUGUUUGUUUUAUGAUCAUCUUGUGAUGUGUCACAAUCAGUGUGAUUGCCUUUGUCACUGGAACGUGCGGUCUGGGGUGGGUGAAGCACGACUUGUGGGAAAAAGCAGCUAUUAAAAGAUAGAAGUGAAAUUUUAGCUGAAAGCAUCGUUUCCACCACAAUCAAUACCAAAUGCUGGCACGGCUUUAUUUGUCCUGGAAUGCUUUCUGUAGGAGCUCAGUCCAGAAGCACCGUUCAGUUUCUUUGUGUUGAAUGUAAACAGACUCUAGAUGCCUUUUUUGUGUGUCAUUUCGGACUCCUGCCCUUAUCUCCCAUGACCCCAUGCAGCAUUACUUUGAACUCAUCAAUUCAUGCAGCCCCAUUUGUGGUUGGAGACCGACAAACAUGUCGAUCCAAAAUAUACUCAGCCCAAAUGAUUCCAUAUCUCGUGCGUAUGCCGUUUGUGUAUUUACAAAAACAGGGCUAUCGGUGGUAUGGGCAUAAAUCCAGACUUGUGAGAGUGGACCAUCAAAUAACUCCUGUUUUAGCUGACAUGUAUGAUGUGUUUGUGUGAUGUGAAGCUGCUAUAUGAGCCUCUGGAGUCAAGCCAUUCGAAACUUCUCGGUAUAAAACAGACCACACCAAUAGAUGCAGAUUCACCUGACGCUAACUGAACGUUAAAUGAAUGAAAAUUUGUUUGAGUUUGAAUGGCUCCCUGAUGUUUCUUGUGAUCCAAAUUAGUGUUUAAUGAAUCGACCAAAAUCACUGUUUCAAUGAACCAAAUGAUUUUUGCUGGUCAAGAAAAAAACCCUGGGCAAUGACCAUAGAAGUGUAUUGCUGGUGUUUGCACAGGGUUCGAAGGACAAACAAAUUUUCUCAUGUCAUACCUGAUCAUACUGACUUUAUUUAUCACACUGACACUUGCAGAGUCACUUUGAAGUGUUUAAAUGUGCGCCUGUAAGUUGCUGUGUGAAUGUUAACCAAGAUGAAGCUUAGAUUGCGUUUCUGAUGUGUCGGGCUGAGCUGAUUCGUUUUUAUUCUUCUAUCAUUCCCGCAUAACAAUUAUGUUCAAGAUGAAUCACUCAACUUUUUACUCCUCGUACUGUCUCUGUUAACGUGUUACAAUAUUUAUUUUAAGUGCCAUUGUGUUUUCACUGCAUUGUUCACACUAUGCAAACUAUGUAUUUAUUACUUAGUAUUAUGUAGAUGAGGCAGCAGAAUGUGUGAUAAUUUGAUUUGGAGUUCUUAUUUUGUCAUAAUAGUGAGCAUGUACAGUAUGAUUUUAUUACAAGAGGACAUGUCUUAUGGCAAGCUCGGAUGCAGCUUUGUUUUCGAUUCCAAAAUUGAGGACGGUGACCUAACAUUACAGUAUUUAUUGUGUGGCGUACAAACAUGAUCAUGGGAGAUUUUGAGAAAACAUUUUCAUAUCUCAUAGCCUUUCUUUGCUGAAAACUUGAACUUCAGUUCGUCUUUCUGCUGUGCUUAAAGCAAGGGCAGUUAUUGUGAACAAACUGAUGCAAAAACCAAGGGGAAUGGCAUUGUGCCUUUGAUGAUGGACUACAUUGCGUGCGUGCAGUGUGCUGUACGUUGUAAAUGUAUGUGGAAAAGGCUGGGGUUGAUCCACGACGUUCACUUCCUGUUACAUCUCUCAAGGAUGUUGAGUUCGUUGCUUCAGCAAUUCAUUGUGAUAUGAUCCGAGCGGGAUCCUUUCUGUGACUGUUGAUUCUGAGAGAGAUUGGGAAACUAAACGUGACGCAUUUAGCUUCUCUUCAGGUAUACUUUAAGACGUAUCCUCUCGGGAUGCACAAUAUUAUCAGCACGUCAUCGAUAUCAGCAGAUAAAUGAUUUGAAAUGAAACACUGGCCUGAAAUUAACCUUUCUGCCAAUGAGGCAUUUUCAUUAUGCACAACCAUUGACCAAGUAGUUUUUUAAAGAACUGUAUACCUGCCAGUGGGCCAUCACAAUAAGCAUAGGCAUAAUAACAUGUUCCACCACAGGAGAGACCUGUUUUCUGCAAUUAGAUGGAAAAUAAAAAUACUACCAUAUAUCAGUAUUGGCAGCCAAAAUAAGUUGGAAAAUACUGGCAUAUCAGCAAAAAUCCAAUAUUGUGCAUCUCUGAGAUGUUUGACUGGGAAACACUAUCUUUAGGUAGAAUAGAAGUUUAAUUAACUGGUGGGCAUUGAAUAUCAAUAUUUCUGUUGCUUUGUCCCUUGGAUCUGCCCCUUCAGAUGGGGACUGUUAAUAUGUAUCAUGUACAUAAUGUCAGAAUAAAAAAAAAAAGAAAUGGA
Messenger RNA from Scatophagus argus, 4954 nucleotides. It is a transcript of the gene rps6kb1a, whose product is annotated as ribosomal protein S6 kinase b, polypeptide 1a. Gene Ontology annotation, molecular function: protein serine/threonine kinase activity; ATP binding. Lineage: Eukaryota; Metazoa; Chordata; Actinopteri; Scatophagidae. Gene Ontology annotation, biological process: protein phosphorylation; signal transduction. The transcript is spliced from 15 exons. The record is from RefSeq and is a predicted model, not a curated record. Bases 774 to 2213 code for a protein of 479 amino acids.